AUGUGGUCCACGGUGCGAGUGGUGCUCGGAGUGUUCCUAGUCCUGGCGGUUCUCGGUGUCGCUGGAAGAGAAGCAGGGCCUGCGACUCGAAAGCUUCGGGCGGAUCCACUCAGCGCUUUGGAGGACCACGAUUUGAUUGACCUACUGGAGAUCCCGCUGGAUGACGUCUUCCUCUUGCCCGAAACCUUGCCCCACGGUCGUGCGGGCCGACUAGAGAAGAACAAGCAGGUGUACACGAACACCAACAACUACGACGGCAACAACCGGGAGAGAAAGCUCCAGGCAUCCUCGCCGUCUCCAUCGCUUGCUGUUCCUACUGGGGCUCCUACCGACGGUGCCUCCCGCGGCAUCUCGUCGUCCUACUUCUCGUCCUUCGUAGACUCGCCGUCGGCUACUCCCACGGCGUCUCCUACCGUGGGGAGCGACAGCCGGGGGGGCCUCUUCGGAAGCAUGUCACCCUCGGCCUCGCCAACUGCCGUGGAAUCCGAUUCCGGCCCCGAUUUUGACGACGGUUUCGUGGACGACGUCCCCCGCCAGGCCGAUUCCGCUCUCAGGCGGGGCGGUGGCGGCGGCAGUUCUGCCGGGGUAGUGGUCGCAGCCAUGACGAUGGCGGUGGUUGCGUUCGGAAAGUUUUUGCCAUGAAGUUGUACGACAGCACUACGAGAGAGAGCGAGAGGCAGAGAGACAGAGACUGAGACUGAGACUGAGACUGAGACUGAGACUGAGACUGAGAGAGACAGAGACUUGACUGGUAGAUUUCCCCGGGUGGGCUUGUGCUCUCGACACGGCCAGGAGCUCUGGCUUUUGCGCAUGGAUUUUUUGCGGGCGGGGGGUUGGUUGUCCGGGUGGGCUUGCUUUGUCGAAAUGACAAAGAGUCCCCGGAUCCGCACCGUGUGUAUCUCGGUAUUUUGGCGGGCGGCGGUUGUUGCUGUUGCGUUGCCGGUGAAACAAUUGAUGAACGAGGGGUGAUGUAGAUGUCGGUGUACUGUAGCGUGGCGGCCCAGAGAGGCGGGCGCGUGCUGUGUCGUCCGCGUCGAGAGACGGUGAUGGUGCUAGUAGUAGCUUUUGUUCUCAACGAAGAGGAAACUGCCUCAUCGUGCCCUCUGGCAGGCCAUGCGGCUUCCACGCCAGCCGAAACGUUUUUUCUUCGGCGUUUUUUCAAGCACGCAUGGUGAUAUGCCUUGAUGUGACCUGUGUGUUGGAGUCUUGGGGCCCUCAGGGCAGGGACAAGAUGACCGGACGCGCUUCGCACAAAGCCGACGACCCCAUUUUUGCCGUGACGUGGACGCGUGAAGGGCAACCAACGCGCUUUUUGUUGCACUUUUCGUUUGAGGGGAUGCUUGUCGGCAUUGACAUUGAUUUCGGCAUCGACAUAGAUUGGCGAAUGGUGCCGCUAGGUAGGUUCGAUUGCAGAGGUGGUGGUAAACGUGGCAGUGGGGCUACUGGUUUCCCACAAGAGUGAAUAACGUUUUGGAGGAAGCUGGAUAGCGAGAGGAGCGGCACAACGGAGAAGCGUAGACAGACGCGGCGCUCUCGGUGAUUCGUCGCGUCUGGAUCGCAAACCAACGGCUGAGCCAGAUCGUUUUAUGUUUUACGCUUGCCUUGGCUCGCUCUUUGGUUGUUGCUAUCUUGAGGCCGGUCGGUUGUUAUUGCACUCGUCGUUCAUGUUUUGUUUCUCGCGGAUAUUUUGUUUGAUCUCCAACUUGGCCUGAGUCUCCCAGCGUCGUGCCUAUGGCCUUCUUCCGACCUAUUGUACCUGACGCGUUCUCCAUGUAUCACACAUUUUUUCACCACAUUCUCGUCACUCCUUGCCUUGUGGUGAAUGUUCGUCUUUGUUGUAUUCUAGCGGUGGCUGUGAAGAGUACUUUUCUACCAAGCACCGUUUCUUGUCACGUCGAUUUCGCGGGCGUCUUUCUUGUGACUGAUUGUCAUGCUGAGGCUCUCGAUCAGAUCAGUGACAGUCAACAGUCAGCAGCCCGUGAGGUGUUCUGAACACUUUCUCGGCAUUUCUUGUGGUGAUCUUCGGUAUUCUUUUCUUGUCGAAAUCGAGGGUGAUUGGUCCCGGUGAACUUCUGUACGCGCGCGUGCACUGUAUGGUGUCGACGUCUGUGUAUUUCUUUUUGGUGCUCUCUGGCGCCGUUGAAGCCAGAGGGCCCACGUUGCUGUGAGGCAUAAGGGGGAUUCCGCGGAUCUCACAACCAGAGGCAAUGCUCUCGAUAUUGCUGGAGGACUCGCCUGCUCGGGAGAGGUUGCGCGAUGUGAGUGGGUAGCAUGGAAGAGCACGAGCUGACUGAACAGCUGUGCCUGGGUCGCAUUCCCAU
Molecule: messenger RNA, 2321 nt
Organism: Ectocarpus sp. CCAP 1310/34
Lineage: Eukaryota; Phaeophyceae; Ectocarpales; Ectocarpaceae
Source: the annotation of a GenBank genome assembly